This is a messenger RNA of Impatiens glandulifera, 402 nucleotides long. RefSeq lists its product as uncharacterized. The record is from RefSeq and is a predicted model, not a curated record. The transcript is spliced from 2 exons. Bases 1 to 402 code for a protein of 133 amino acids. Lineage: Eukaryota; Viridiplantae; Streptophyta; Magnoliopsida; Ericales; Balsaminaceae.
AUGGUGAGGAGUGGUCGUCAUAGAGUCUUUAAUAGCGACAGUAAGAGUGGCCGUGAUAAAGUUCUUUAUGGCGACGACAAAAGUGGUCGUCAUAGAGUCUUCUAUGGCGACGGUAAGAGUGGUCGUGAUAGAGUCCUAGAUGGCGACGGUAAGAGUGGUCGUGAUAGAGUCUUAUAUGGCGACGGUAAGAGUGGUCGUGAUAGAGUCCUAUAUGGCGACCGUAAGAGUUGUCGUGAUAGAGUUCUAUAUGGCGACGGUAAGAGUGGUCAUGAUAGAGUCCUAUAUAGCGACGGUAAGAGUGGUCGUUAUAGACUAUUCUAUGGCGACGGUGAAAGUCGUCGGCAUAGAGGGCUUUAUGGCGACGGUACUAAAUUGGUCGCUGUAUGUGUAUUUGGGCAAUAA